AAACAAAAGUGCUCGCCAGUAGCUUUCGGGUUUCAUUUCCGGGUGGGUGGUUUUGAUUGAGCUGUAAACACUAGCUAAUGAUUAUCUUGGCUUGUGGUAGUAUGAAUUUGUUGCUUGUAAUCAAUAAGUGAAGAAGCCAGGGGCCAAUUUGCCAACAAGUCUGCACACGAUCCACUGCUACUUAUACAGCUCAUGCCCGUCACCUGAUUAGUUUAGCUUGGCUCCACUCCAGAGUUCAGACUUGAGAGCAUAGCAGAGAGGUGUUGAUGGCGGUGGACGAAUCGUUCAAGAGGCCAGGCUCCAUCCCCUUCAAGUGGGAGGUGCAGCCGGGCAUCCCCAAGAAGGAGGCGCCACCAGCCGGCGACAGCGACACCACGACGGCAGCGCUCCCUCCGGCGACUCCGAGGCUGGCGCUCCCUCCCGCCGCCCGCGUCAGCGCGCUGGCCUCAUCCGCGUCGUGCCGGCGCAGCCCAACGGUGCCCUCGGCGCCGCCGAUCUCGCCGUCGGAGACGCCACCGCCGUCGUCGCAGCACCGGCGGACCAUGUCGGCGCGCUUCGCCACGUCGCUGGCGCUGCCCUUCACGCGGCGGCCGCGCCGGGGACGCGCGGCCAAGGACGACGUCGACUACUGUCUCCUCUACAGCGAGAAGAUCGCGUAAAAGAAAACUCUGUGUGUGACAUGUUGUGUGUUUUACUUCAAAAAAAAAGACAUGUGUGUGUACAGUAAUAAAAAAUCGUGUGCAACAUGUAUAUGCAGCAGUUUGUAUGAACGAACAAUCGAAGCUGCUAGUUCUCAGUUGAUGCAUCGUCGUGAUCCCCA
Panicum virgatum (switchgrass) is the source of this 820-nucleotide messenger RNA. RefSeq lists its product as uncharacterized. The record is from RefSeq and is a predicted model, not a curated record. The transcript has a single exon. Bases 267 to 659 code for a protein of 130 amino acids. Lineage: Eukaryota; Viridiplantae; Streptophyta; Magnoliopsida; Poales; Poaceae.